AUGGCCAACAUGAGCGUUUGGAAGACAUGGACAAUUGACGUCAUAGACAGUUUAGAGGCCGCACCUGCAGUUCUUGAGAAGAAAGACCUUUAUGCUGUUCCAUCGUGUUUGAAGAAUGACCAGACAGAGGUAUUCUACCAUCCUAAACAGAUCUCCUUCGGUCCUCGACAUUUUGUUCUUUCUGGUCGCUCAGAAAAUUUCAGUGACUCGGAAAAUUUCAAGUCAGAAGUCGCCCGCAAAUUUGAUGGGCAGUUCAAAUCGUUGGUGGAGAAUCUUAGGAGCAAUCACAUGGAGCGCUUAGAGAAAAUCUAUCGCAUAGAAGUCAUCGGCAGAUUUCCUGAAGAAGAUAGGGAUGUUGGCCUUUCCUGGAUGUUGGCAAGAGACGGUUGCUUCCUUCUAGAAGUCCUCCGAAGUUUUGAAGAUGGAAGAAAUGAGGAAGGCACGGAAAGAAAUCAGGGACAGGAAGGGACAGGAACAAAUCACGGAGAGAAGACCAUGUUGCAGCAUAUUCUUAAGAGGGACAACCACCACCCUUUGUUGAAUGAAAUAGUGAAAGAUAUGUUCAAGUUGGAGAACCAGUUGCCAUUCUGGGUUUUGAAAGAAAUCAGGCUGGCACUGGGGAGGGACGGGGAAGCUAACUGGUUUGAGUCUGCAUUGAAAAACUUAUCUCCUGUCGAGGUAAGGGGGGAAGUUGGCAGACCGACCUACAAGAAUAGAAUUCACAUCCUCCAGAUGCUUGGUGAAUAUAUGAUCGACAAUAUAAAAGACCCAUCUACUUCUACUACAGACCAUACAGAGGAAAAUCAUCAAGGUGAAGCUGACGAUAAAGCACUCCUCAUGGGUGCAUUGAGAGAUGGUCAGAGAAACAAAAAGAAGCUAUUCAAAUAUAUAAUUAAUAUGCUAAAGUUCGUAUCUGUUGUAAUAUUUGUCCUUCUCAUUUCCCCUGUUUUAAUCAUAUGGUUUGUAUUGUUACUCAUCUGGUUAAUGAGGGAAUCCUAUCUAACUAACUUGCGGGAUAGAGCAGAGGAGGAUGGCCGUCACGUUCCCACUAUAAAAGAUUUGCAUAGGAUAGGAGUGAAAUUCAAGGCAUUGAAGGGCGAAGGAAUCAGCCACAUACAUUUCAAUGAGAGCAAGUCAACACUGUACCUACCUAAGUUCACCGUAGACGACAGGUCGGAGGUGUUACUGAGAAACCUUUUGGUGAUGGAGACGCAAUGGGAGGAUAAAGAGUAA
Molecule: messenger RNA, 1233 nt
Organism: Cryptomeria japonica (Japanese cedar)
Lineage: Eukaryota; Viridiplantae; Streptophyta; Pinopsida; Cupressales; Cupressaceae
Product: putative UPF0481 protein At3g02645
Exons: 1
Coding region: 1-1233 (410 amino acids)
Source: RefSeq, a predicted model, not a curated record